AUGUCUCGAAAAAGGAAUCUUCUGAGGAUGAAUGAAGAUUGCCAGAGCACUAUCACUACAAAAAAUGUGAUCACAUGUGCCCAAAUAAUUACAGAACAGAAGAAAAAUCUAGUGUCAGCUGCAUUGGAACAUAGUAGUAUAAUAUCUGCAGGCCUAGAUGAAGGUCAAAUCCCAGUUGGUGUUUUUUGUGAUUUAUCUAAAGCUUUUGAUCUUGUCAGCCACCUCAUAUUAAUAAUGAAGCUACACCACUAUGGAAUUACAAGAAGUGCUCUUGAUAUCAUUAAGUCAUUUCUGCGGAGCAGAAUACAAGCAGUGGAAGUGUCACACAAUCAAGGGAAACCGCUAUCAGGACUACAAGAUAUAAAACAUGGGGUGCCGUGCCACAAGGUACUUUACUAG
This is a messenger RNA of Schistocerca gregaria, 399 nucleotides long. RefSeq lists its product as uncharacterized. The record is from RefSeq and is a predicted model, not a curated record. Lineage: Eukaryota; Metazoa; Arthropoda; Insecta; Orthoptera; Acrididae. The transcript has 2 exons. The coding region runs from base 1 to 399 and encodes 132 amino acids.